GGGCGACCUUACUAUCCCUCUUUCUUCUUGGACAAUAUUGGACAUCAUGAGCGCCUUCCCGGCAUCAACCAUUAAGGACAUUGCAGAGUCCGUUGGCAUCCCAAAUUUAAAGGAUGAUGUGGCUAAUUCACUUGCCCAGGAUGUUGAAUACCGCAUUCACGAAAUUGUACAGGAGGCCAUGAAGUUUAUGCGUCAUGGUAAACGUACCAAACUCACAGUCGACGAUAUCAACAAUGCGCUUCGUGUGCGUAACGUUGAGCCGCUCUAUGGAUUUAGUUCUGCUGACCCUAUGCGAUUCAGAAGGACAACUGUAGGGACAGGCGCAACUGGAACAAGUGAUGUCUAUUAUGUGGAAGACGAGGAGCUUGACUUUGAGACUAUCCUAAGCACACCACUGCCUAAAGUACCAUUAGAGGUCACCUAUACUGCGCAUUGGCUUGCAAUUGAGGGCGUACAGCCAGCUAUUCCGCAAAACCCAACACCAGUAGACGCCAAGACUGAUCUUUUAAACAAGCGAAUCAAGCUUGACCCCACGGCACAACCUGUCAUUCCUGGAAUUAAAUCAAAUACCCAUAACAACGCUAAUACCAACGGCAUUAAUCCAAGCAAUGGGAAUCUUAACAAUACUAGCAACGGAGACGGCGCUGAAAUCAAACCACUUGUUAAACACGUGCUGUCAAAGGAGCUUCAAAUGUACUAUGAGAGAAUCACAAGUGCUGUCCUGAGCCAUGAUGAGGUUUUGAGAGCAACUGGGAUCAGUAGUUUGCAGAAUGAUCCAGGACUUCAUCAAUUGCUACCUUACUUUGUACAACUUGUAGCGGAAAAGGUCACUCAAAAUACUAGGAAUCUACCGGUACUCGUAGCAAUGAUGGCGAUGGUUCGCGCUCUGCUUGACAAUGAUAACCUUUUUAUUGAACCAUAUCUGCACCAACUUAUGCCCACCAUUUUGACUUGUGUUGUCGGCAAACGAUUGGGCGAGUCACCGGCGCAGGAGGAUCAUUGGUCUUUACGAUCCACAGCUACAGAUAUCAUUAUAUUAAUAUGCAACAAAUAUGGCAACUCUUAUCAUACUCUACAACCUCGCGUCACCCGGACUUUACUGCGAGCAUUCUUAGACCCAGAAAAGCCUCUGACAACACACUAUGGAGCAAUUUUAGGGCUUUCGCGUAUGGGUAAUGAGGUUUUCAAGACUUUGGUAGUACCGAACUUGAAGACAUACUCGAGUGUCAUCGAGCCUGAUUCUAACAGAUCAGCCUUGGACCAGGAUGAUGACGAGUUUAUGGAAGUUGAAAAUGACCAUUCAGAGAAGCCCAUCAAUCCAAUUCGAAGGAAUGAAGUCGCACAUUGUUUGGAAGCACUUAUGACUGGGCUACGUGCACUAAUCAAGAAUGAGACAGCGAAGGCUGGUAUAGUAACAAAGCCCGAGCAAUCGAUCGAGGAUGUUCGUGAGCCACUUUCCCAGGCUAUCGGACCGGUCCUGGCAAAGACUGUUCUUCGUGAUCCAGGAAUUGAGCAACAGAUCCCAGGAAUUAUUGCAGUCAUAGAGUGCUGUUCAUAAAAUAAAGCAUUCGAUUGUAGUAUAUGAGUG
Molecule: messenger RNA, 1588 nt
Organism: Lobosporangium transversale
Lineage: Eukaryota; Fungi; Mortierellomycota; Mortierellomycetes; Mortierellales; Mortierellaceae
Exons: 7
Coding region: 47-1558 (503 amino acids)
Biological process (GO): transcription initiation at RNA polymerase II promoter; RNA polymerase II preinitiation complex assembly
Cellular component (GO): SAGA complex; transcription factor TFIID complex; SLIK (SAGA-like) complex
Molecular function (GO): RNA polymerase II general transcription initiation factor activity; transcription coactivator activity; protein heterodimerization activity
Source: RefSeq, a predicted model, not a curated record